AUGAUGCGAACCACCAUCUCGACACCAUCACACGCAAGCGACAAGCUUCGACACAAGAAAAAUCUAUUCGAGAAGCUGCCCGCCGAGCUCCAAGUCCACAUCUUCAAACUGGUCCUCGAUGAUGAUCCUCCGCGCAUAGUGACGCUCCAACGGAAGAGCCCAGGAAACACGAUUCCUGCACUGAUGCAUGUCUGCCAAUUCUGGCGCUAUGAGGCAAAGAAGAGAUAUAAGAGUGAGCCCAUCGGUCGGAGGUACUCAGUGGUCAUCGACUUCGAAAGGGAUCUUCUAUAUGUCAGUCAUGACCCCGGGUUCACAUCUGAUUUGUUUUGGGAGGCGAAGUAUGAGAAUCUUCUCCGGCAGUGCAAGAGGUUGGCUAUCACGGAGGGAAAUACGUUGGAAGAAGACGACAUCGCUUUUCGUGGUCCCUACUUGCGAGAACUCUUCAUGGAUAAAUGUAAGAGUCUGGAGGAGUUUGGGGUUGUAUUCGUUAGGGACGAGAGUAUGUCCCGGUGGAGACCCGUGGAUAUUUGGUUCUGGAGAAGGUUCGUUGCGAGAGGUCUCGUCGCUGAUGAUUGGGGAAAACCGAGGGUGUGGUUUAAGAUCCUUGACCUUGAGUCAGGUGAAGCUUUGACAAACGGAAUAGAAAAGGAGUGGUCACCGUUUGAUUGA
Messenger RNA from Amorphotheca resinae ATCC 22711, 669 nucleotides. RefSeq lists its product as hypothetical. The transcript has a single exon. The coding region runs from base 1 to 669 and encodes 222 amino acids. NCBI's taxonomy places the organism in Eukaryota, Fungi, Ascomycota, Leotiomycetes, Helotiales, Amorphothecaceae. The record is from RefSeq and is a predicted model, not a curated record.